UCACUGUAGCUUGUGAAAGUACAUAUUAUCCUAUGAAGGGGUUCAUAUGAAAAUGCCACUUCCGCACCCCCGCUCCUGUUCUUCCGUAUGCCAUUCCGAAGACCCGUUGCUCGCUCUGCGUCUCUUGGUGAAAGCGCUACCGUCCCUCUCACCACAUCAACACCGCCUACGCCUACAGGACUACCUAGCCCGUCAACCCCAACGUCGUCCUCCAGCUACUCGUCAGACGGGACAAUCCCGAUUUCAUCCUCUAGCCACUCGUCGGACGGGACCCAGAGCACAAUUCAGCAGACAACGCAAUCAUUAACAAAUCCAUCAUCUUCGCCGACGACACCCGGACAAGCCCCUAGCGUCUCGAUAAGCACGACAAUCUCGUCAUCGUCGGAUGCCACAUCAACUAAUUAUAAGGGGUCAGGGCCGAGUACGGACAUGCCGAAAUCCCCUUCUUCACAAUCACCGAUGAGUACUGGUGAAGGGGGGCAGACGAAUGGUUCAUCGUCAGGCAGCGGAAUCACCACUUUAUCGCCAAAUGGAAGCGAUGGCGGGACAUCUUCUCAAAUCAGUCCUACCACUUCCGGUCCAGUCAUCAGUUCUAGUCUGAGCAACUCGUUAGGUGACCCUAGUCUCUCACUACCGACCUCACUACUUUCGCCACCCACCCCGACCUCCAUACCUCUAUCACUCACACCGACCUCUAUACCUCUACCAUCUGUACCGCCCACCACGGGUUUGCCCACUAUUUUGUCAGGGCAACAGACAACUACCCAGUCAUCUUCACUCACAACUCUGUCAACCGUGGGCAAUCCCACAACUGCUUUCACAUCCAGCUUAUCCGUAGAUGAGCCAUCUGCAACAACAGACACAUAUUUGACCAGUACUUUAUCAGGGAAACAGACAUCCAGCUACCAGUCGACUUCACCGACUCUAGGCAAUCCUAGUACUUCAAGUACUGAUGCAGGGGGAUCGUCUAAGCAAAUAUCAUCAUCGUCUAGUUCAUCGACCCAUAGUGAUUCAGCCACUUCUCCGUCCCCAGAGCCCACUGUUACUUCUCAAACUACCGCAGCUACAUCCGCGCCAAUGACUUCUUCUCAGGAGGGACCUCUUCCAUCUCUGUUGUCGAGUAUACUUCAGCCACUUACAACUCACGAGACCCAUCAGUCAACCCAGUCCUCAGCUACAACUUCAACGACAUCCACUGGUAACUCAAAAUUGCCGUGGUCAUCUAUCGGCCUGCCAUUGCCCAUCACUCCGCUUACCACAGAUAGUCAGACUGGUACCUGGACCACUACGAUUCCGCAAUCCUUGAAAACUCAUUCCUCCGACUCACCAGCUGCUACUGACUCCGACAUCUUCGCAGACCUAUUUCUCCGAGUCACUAAGUACAACGUUACCAACCACGUUCUUCGGAGGCUUGCCGACGACAGUGCCGGGUGCAAAAUCUUCCCUUACACUGCAAUCUCCCAGUGGGCGCCUAACGGAUACUUCAAGCACGACUGUACAUGGUGCCACAGUCCCACCUGCAGGUUUACCUACGACGUCAGGUGUGCAAUCCUCUGGCGAUCCUGUGGGUGACCCGUCUUCCACUGCACAGGGGACCACGGCAACUACUUCCCCCCCUCUCCCUACUGAGUCACCGCCCCAAAUUUUGGAUGGUCAAUCGAGCACCACCACUCCGUUGCCCGUCCCAAGUGGGGAGACCUUGUCUUCGAUCACACAUACUUCGACAAGUGUUUACCUUACUACAUUCG
Molecule: messenger RNA, 1748 nt
Organism: Suillus paluster
Lineage: Eukaryota; Fungi; Basidiomycota; Agaricomycetes; Boletales; Suillaceae
Exons: 4
Coding region: 88-1572 (494 amino acids)
Source: RefSeq, a predicted model, not a curated record